GCGGUUUUGUUAGACGCCCCUGCGAAUCAUUACCUAGAUCCACAUGUCUGCCGAGCGAGGUAUAUUGGCGUAAAUGUCAGCUAUGGUGUCAGUGUCUCCAACCGGGUGUAUACAAACAACUCUUAUUUAUAUUCUCGUAUUACCCGGCGUCUGUUCUUUUAACCACUUCUGUGCACUUAAUAACCUGCGAGAAUGUCAACGACGCCAUGGCAGAAAUUGCUAGUCGUAAUCAUGGGCUUGCUUCCCUUAUUACCAGGAAUUGGGGCCAGAGUGGAUGUUUAUGGCGGUGGGGCUAGCUUUCCCUCAAGUCUCUAUGAACAGUGGAUUCAAUCAUUUUUGAAGGAGCAUGGGUCAGAUGUUCAGAUCUCCUACAUUUCCAGCAGUAGUUCAGUCGGUUUGGCACAGCUUCAAGCCGGAAGUUUAGCUUUUUCGGGCUCCGAUAUCCCUCCGGUCACCAACGAUACCAGUGUGACGUACUUUCCCGCGGUUGCCGGCGCCAUUGCUCUAGCUUAUCAGAUACCUCAGCUGAGCGAGCCUCUCAAUUUGAGUCGUCAAAACAUUGCCGAUAUUUUUAGUGGAAAGCUGACCACAUGGUCAGAUCCGGCGCUUCAAGUGUUGAAUCCGACGCUUGCAAAUGCGUUACCAUCGGCGACGACGCCUAAAAUCACCCUGGUGGUCCGUCAACCUGGAUCGGGAACGACGGCCAACUUUGUGAAGGCGCUGCAUUCGUUUGAUCCAAGCUUUCCCGGACCUAUUAGCUCCAGCGUCAAUUGGCAUAACAUCACCAAUGGUACCCAGGUGUUCGUGGCGAACACGAAUGAGGCUGUUGGAAUGCUCGUGGCCUCAAUACCAUACGCAAUUUCUUACAUGGACCUGAAUGAGAUAUACAAGGCAAAUAAGACUGGGGCCAACAGUAUAGGGGUGGCCAACAUCAUCAACCGUAACGGAACUAUCGUUACGGCUACUUGGCAAUCGAUGCAGGCUGCCAUGUCAAGUAACGUGAAUAGUAGCUCCACAAGCGACACUAUCGACACACCCUAUCCACAAGCAUACCCCAUCACAGUGUACACCAACUAUGUUCUACGCAAUAACGCGAUUGGAUCAGACAUUCUGACUGCAAGAUGGACAUUGCGAUACUUGUACUGGACUUUGACUCGCGGAAGUGACAUCGCCAUUCAGAACAAUUUCGCUCCACUCACACCAGAGAUGGUCAAACGUGGUACUGACAUACUCGAAUUUUUAACACAAAACGACCAGAUUAUGUUCGGACAGACAUACUGCGACUUUCCAAUCGGCUCCUCAGCGGGAUGCAAACACGGACACUGUUUCCUCGAUUUACCUUUCCAAGAUCCAGCCGCGCAAUGCAUUUGUGAUCCCGGAUUUAUCAAUUAUCAGAAGGGCGACUGCUCCGAGGCAGCGGAUGGCUAUCGUCUCGCAAAGAACGAUGCCUUUGGAAUAAUCUGCAUUAGUCUCAUGGCUGUCGGACUUUUAAUUGUCUGUGCAGUGUGGUGCCUGACGUUUCUUGCACGGCAUCGUCCUCAAAUCAGAGCUAUCGCCCCUAACUGCUGCUGGGUGCUUCUCAUGGGCUGUCUGCUUGGCAACAUUGGAAUCCUUCCUUACGCGGGUAUGCCAACUGAUGCAUCCUGUAAAAUCAGGCUGUUCUUCCCGCCUGUUGCCUUUGGAGCUGCCUUUGGAAUGAUGAUGAUGAAGCUCUGGCGCAUAUAUCUUAUAUUCGGGUAUCAACGGAAAACCCGAAUCUCCAUCGCGCGCAACUCUGUCCUUAUCGGCUCUACCCUUGGGAUUGUCGUUGCAGAGUUGAUUUUAACAGGCCUAUUGGUUGCAUUGGCGCCACCUUCUGUAGUCGUAUCCAUCGAAAACGCGACAACGGGAGCUAUUUACCAGGAAUGCGGCGUGGCUCCCGAGAAAAAGGGCUUAUACACCGGCCUUCUUGUCCUCCUCUACUGUUUCAACGCUCUCUUGCUUUUCCUCUGCUUGUUCCUCGCUUAUGCCACCCGCAAGGCGUACAAUCGUUUCGGAGAAAGCAAGACCAUCGGCUUUUCGAUUUAUAUUGUAACCAUAUUGAUGAUUUUUGCAGUGCCAGCAGCCUACAUUUUGCCAAUGCAGACGGACACUGAACGCGGAACCCAGAGACUGCUCACUUGUCUUAUAAUGUUCAUCAUUUCGACAGGUAUAAGCCUAAUUCUGUUCCUCCCGCGCCUGAGAGAAGUAUGGAAGGUGCGAGCGAAUUCAGACAGUCAAGGUUCUCGCACGUCGGGGGCUCAGGUCGGCGGUCACCGCUUCCGCAGCGUCAGACGGAAGUCGAAUCCGGAACACGUAUCAUCGUUCCAUGUUCACGCCGUACAUCCGACUGUGUGUGAAGUCGGGCUUCGGCAAGACCGCUUUGGUGCCCAAUGGCAAUCAGCCACACUAUGCGCGCUCUGCGAACUGGACCUGCUCCUCUUCCUUGAGAGCGUUAGGAGCAGCAAAGUUCUGGUCUCCUUCAAACUCUCGGAGAUAAUUGUAGAUGUUCUUACAACGGAGUCCGCGGCCGCUAGCGGCUCAUUUUCCACGUCGAGUAACUCUGCUACCAGAUUAAGUUUGAAAAUGAAGGCGGACCAAACAGCGUCGCAUAUUGUAGAGUUUCCUUCCAAAGAGAAAAUGAGGCCAUUUUUAGCAUUGGUGGCCCAAACCCUCAAGCCGAGGUACUCUAAAGCAACCGCCUCCAUGGUGGAGAGUUCUGCGACGUAGAGUCGGUGUCGGUUUCCAAGUAUGAUCAACGUGGAGUCAUGGAGGCAUGGUAUAUGAAAAUUAUGAAAUCCAACAUAUAUAUGAAUAAAUCAUUGUGCUCUAUUUCCU
Molecule: messenger RNA, 2856 nt
Organism: Spizellomyces punctatus DAOM BR117
Lineage: Eukaryota; Fungi; Chytridiomycota; Chytridiomycetes; Spizellomycetales; Spizellomycetaceae
Product: phosphate ABC transporter, phosphate-binding protein PstS
Exons: 8
Coding region: 193-2748 (851 amino acids)
Biological process (GO): G protein-coupled receptor signaling pathway
Cellular component (GO): membrane
Molecular function (GO): G protein-coupled receptor activity
Source: RefSeq, a predicted model, not a curated record